CCAAAACAGAAGGGGUCGCUGUCAGGACGGGAUGCUCCUGUUUUCUCGCUGUUGGGGUUGACGCUUAUGGCGGAACGCCGGCUGUGAAACAUAGAGGAGCAGGCGCUGGAACCGGGUAGAUCUGCCGGCUGUGUGAACUCCGAUCGAAGGCUUUGGCGCAGUGCAUUUUCGAGAGGCCAGCGGCUUUAGUGGGGCCGCGGUUCUGGUCACAAGUCACUGGAACCGUGCGUUUAGGUAGCCCCUUAGGUAGCUAACUAGCUUAGCCAUUUUCUUUAUUGCUAUUGAUCCGGCCACCAGCGGGAUUAUUGAAAGCUACAGAAAUGUCAGACAACAACACCGGAGAUCAGCCAGCAGAGAUGAAGCAGGACAAUUCCUCAUCAGCGAUCACAGACCAAGAAAAGGAACUGGCAGUGAGCGCUUUCCAAGCAUUUACGGCAGGAAAUUAUGACGAGUCGCUGAAACACCUCGGAAACCUGCAAGAACUAAACAAAGAGGACUACAAAAUUUCAAUGAACAAAUCCAUUGCCGAGUUUUACAAAAGCGGGCAGACCACGACAGACACCUUGAAACAGGCCCUCACGGCGAUGAAACACCAGGUCCACGCUGCCGUCGAUGAGAUGGAUGGUCUGGAUGACGUGGAUAACAGCAUUCUCUACUACAACCAGGCGAUCGUACUGUAUCACACGCGACAGUAUAUAGAGGCAAUAUCCAUAGGAGAGAAGCUCUACCAGUUCAUAGAGCCUUUUGAUGAGAAGUUUGCCCAAGCUGUCUGCUUCCUGCUGGUGGACCUGUAUCUUCUCACGUUCCAGCCUGAAAAGGCUCUCCAUCUCUUAGCGAUGCUGGAGAAACUGUCCGUUCAGGGAAACAACAAAAACGGCAAAUCUGAGGCUGGCAGCAACUCAAAUAAAGACGGUGGCAGUCAGAAGACAGAGUACAUCGCUAUGGUAGAGGCAGCCAAGUCUAAAAUUCACCAGUAUAAAGUACGGGCCUACAUUCAAAUGAAGUCUCUGAAGGCGUGCAAACGGGAGAUCAAGUCGGUGAUGAACACGGCUGGAAACUCUGCCCCCUCUCUCUUCCUCAAGAGCAACUUCGAGUACCUGAGGGGAAAUUACCGGAAGGCUGUGAAGCUCUUAAAUAGCUCCAACAUCACCGAGCAUCCGGGACCAAUGAAGACGGGUGAAUGUGUACGCUGUAUGUUUUGGAACAAUCUUGGCUGCAUUCAUUUCGCGAUGGGCAAACACAACCUGGGCAUUUUUUACUUCAAGAAGGCCCUGCAGGAAAACGACAACAUGUGCUUACAGAUCGGCAGUCGUGACGGCACCAACGGGCAGAAUAAGAGGUUCUCCGGAGUUCCCAUGUGUGCCCUGUUAGCCAACAAGCGCUACGAGCUUCUGUACAACUGCGGGAUUCAGCUACUGCACAUAGGGCGCCCCCUAGCGGCGUUUGAGUGCCUCAUGGAAUCGGUGCAGAUUUACCACUCAAACCCUCGACUGUGGCUCCGACUUGCAGAGUGCUGCAUUGCGGCAAACAAGGGGAACUCCGAUCAGGAGACCAAGGGGCUUCCCAGCAAGAAGGGCAUUGUCCAGUCAGUCGUAGGCCAAGGAUACCAUCGCAAGAUCAUCCUGGCAUCACAGUCUGGCCAGAAUACGGUCUACAGCGACGGCCAAACUGCAGCCAUUCCCGUGGCCAGUAUGGAGUUUGCCGCCAUCUGCCUGAGGAAUGCUCUCCUCCUCCUGCCCGAGCACCAGCAGCCGGAUGGCAAGGCGGAGAACGGCUCAAAGAGCUCCAGCCAGUCCGGCAGCAUGGAAAGCGGCAGCGAGAACAGCGACAUGUGCAGUAGUAAAGGCCAAGAAGGAGACAAGUUUGUCCCAGCGCCUCCAUCUUCUCCUCUAAAGAAGCAGGAAUUGGAGAACUUGAGGUGCUCCAUCCUGGCCUGCAGUGCGUACGUCGCCUUGGCUCUGGGGGACAACGUCAUCUCCCUCAGUCACGCUGAGAAGUUGCUGCAGCAGCCCAAGCUCUCCGGUUCCCUCAAGUUUUUGGGCCACCUGUACGCAGCAGAGGCCCUGAUCUCCAUGGACCGCAUCUCGGACGCCAUCACCCACCUGAACCCUGAAAACGUCAGCGAUGUGUUUUUGGGGGUCUCGUCCAGCGAGCAGGACCAAGGCUCAGACCGGGGCGAUGUGGAGCAGCUGGAGUCCUCGGGGAAGCAGACCCCCCUCUGUUACCCCAGCACAGUGAACUCCGCCAGGGCCAUGAUGCUCUUCAACCUGGGUAGUGCCUACUGCCUGCGGAGUGAAUAUGACAAGGCCCGCAGAUGCCUUCACCAGGCUGCUUCUAUGGUCCAGACCAAAGAGAUUCCUCCAGAAGCCAUCCUGCUGGCAGUCUACCUGGAGCUGCAGAACGGGAACACGGAGCUGGCUCUGCAGAUCAUCAGGAGGAACCAGCUGCUGCCUCCGGGCAAGGCCACCCCUGGGGGGGAGGCCCGCAAAAGGCCGGGUGGCCCCUUCCAGCCAGUGCAGCCCAUCCAGAUUCCCCCCUCCUUCACAGCAGUGCAGCGAAAAUGAUUUGGAGUUGUGGGGGGGGGGGCACAGUGCAGCAGCCAGAGACACGGUCUCUGUCACUGCAGUUCCAGUUUGAAGUAUUUAUGAAUAAUGUGGGGGGGUCGUACAGAAAUGUUUUAUUUUGUAUUUGAGAGGAUGAGGCUCUCUUGGGAAAUACUGAGAUGCUUUGACAAGUUGAAUUAAAAAAAAAAAAAGUUUUGUUUAAA
Molecule: messenger RNA, 2767 nt
Organism: Paramormyrops kingsleyae
Lineage: Eukaryota; Metazoa; Chordata; Actinopteri; Osteoglossiformes; Mormyridae
Gene: cnot10
Product: CCR4-NOT transcription complex, subunit 10
Biological process (GO): negative regulation of translation; mRNA catabolic process
Cellular component (GO): CCR4-NOT complex
Molecular function (GO): protein binding
Source: RefSeq, a predicted model, not a curated record